AUUCCCGCUUUAUUGAAAAUCUCAAAUUCGUACAGAAAACCAAGAUAUUUCGAAAUAUAAACCCAUUACCCACCCACACAAGUUGUGUGUUGCAGCAAAUCGGAGCGGAAACAAUGUCUACCGUUGAAGACGACAAGAAGCCCGCUGAUUCUACCAUUCACAUCAAUCUCAAAGUUAAAGGCCAGGACGGAAAUGAGGUGUUUUUUAGGAUCAAGAGAAGCACGGCGCUGAAGAAGCUGAUGAAUGCUUACUGCGACCGACAAUCGGUUGAGUACAGCUCUAUUGCUUUCCUCUUUGACGGCCGUCGUCUCCGACCCGAGCAGACACCGGAUGAGCUUGAAAUGGAGGAUGGUGAUGAGGUUGAUGCAAUGUUGCACCAGACUGGUGGCGCCUGAAGCAAGGAAAUGGAUCUAUAUUUACAUAUUACUAGGUGAAUGCAAGUCAGAUUUAAUCUAUUCUAGAUUAUGCAUAAGUUAUGUAUUUCAAUUUCAUUAUCGAGUUUGUUAGACAUUGGGGUUUAUAUGCUGGUUUCUGGUGCUUUGUAUUUCAUCAACAUUGGCUUUUUUUACCGACUUGAGUUGGGUUAUGAGAUAGAAAUUGAAGUUUGUGGGUCAA
Molecule: messenger RNA, 615 nt
Organism: Salvia hispanica
Lineage: Eukaryota; Viridiplantae; Streptophyta; Magnoliopsida; Lamiales; Lamiaceae
Product: small ubiquitin-related modifier 1-like
Molecular function (GO): protein binding
Source: RefSeq, a predicted model, not a curated record